CGCUUCCGCCUUCACGGUACCGUCAACACUCUGCCCUUGACUGACCCACGUGAGACAGUCGGCUUCCUGACCUCAUGCUCAACCGGCAGCCUGCUAAACUAACGGGCGGGAUUCAGAGACACGCCAACCCCGGGCCGCGCAGAUAUCCGCCCGUUUCAGCCCCGGAGACCGCUGCCCCGAGGCGGUAGCUGACCCACGAUGUCCUGUAACAGCAGGUCGCUGCUGUUUCUGCUGCGGCGGUGUGUCGCGGCCCGGCAGGCGGCGUUAGCGACGGGCGUCGCAGCGAGAGGCGGCGCGCUGGCGGGCAGCUGCGGCGUCGUCCAGCGGCGAACGUGGGCGUCGGCGGCCCGGGCCGCCCGCGUGCCGAGACUCUGCCGGCCCCUGUCCGCGGCGGGACCCAGCCAGCUCGGCCUCUGCACCAAGGCUCCAGGACCUUGUGAGGAUGAAUACCCACCUCUGCCGGCCUACCGGUCGGACUCGGAACCAGAGAAGAAGGAGGUGUACAUCGUGCAGGUGAAAGGUCUCCCGUGGUCUUGCUCGGCUCAGGACCUCCUGCAGUUCUUCUCCGAGUGCAGGAUCCGUGACGGGGUGAAGGGGGUCCACCUCACCACAGACAGACUGGGGAGGCCGUCGGGACGAGCCUUCAUCGAGAUGGAGCACGAGGCGGACGUCAGCAAAGCCCUGGAGAAGCACCGACAGUACCUCGGCCCGCGAUACGUCGAAGUGUACGAAGUGACGAACAGUGACGCUGAAGUCAUCCUGAAGAAGGCCAUCCAGGCCCCAGCUGACAAACGGGUGGUGCGGCUCAGGGGCCUCCCCUUCACCUGCGUCGAGGCCGACAUCGUCCACUUUUUCUCAGGUUUGGAUAUAAUGGAGAAUGGGAUCACCAUCGUCACAGACCACAGAGGACGAAAGUCUGGGGAGGCCUUUGUGCAGUUUUCCUCCCAGGAAGCAGCCGACGAAGCUCUGCAGAGAGACAGAGAGGUCAUCGGAAACCGAUACAUCGAGGUGUUUCCCAGCAGAAGUGACGAGAUUCAUUCUAGUUGGAGGAGGAGGCCGAGGUCGGCUCCCCCUCAGACCGGCCCCCAGCCGGCGGACAGGACUGCCUCCGCCUCACAGUCCAGCCCCAGAAGUGGGUCCCCCCAGAGCUCAGCCGCGUCGCUCCAUUACAUCCAUAUGAGAGGUCUUCCUUUCCAGGUGUCCGGAGAAGACAUCGUGAAGUUCUUCUCUCCUCUGGUGGUGUCUAAGAUCCUGAUUGAAUGUGGUCCUGACGGGAUGCCGAGCGGCGAGGCCGACGUUUACUUCAGCUGCCACCAGGACGCCGUGGCCGCCAUGUCCAGAGACAAAAUGCACAUAGGAGAAAGAUACAUGGAGUUAUUCCUGAACUCUGUACCAGGCUCUGAUGGGAGGUGAAUGCUGACGCACACGCAAAGGACUAUUGUAUUUAUUCUCCGGCCUGGAGUGGAUAUCGAACAAUAAACAUUCCUGGUGUCAAAGAAA
This is a messenger RNA of Xiphias gladius (swordfish), 1500 nucleotides long. RefSeq names its product G-rich RNA sequence binding factor 1 (gene grsf1). Gene Ontology annotation, molecular function: RNA binding. Bases 199 to 1413 code for a protein of 404 amino acids. The record is from RefSeq and is a predicted model, not a curated record. NCBI's taxonomy places the organism in Eukaryota, Metazoa, Chordata, Actinopteri, Istiophoriformes, Xiphiidae. Gene Ontology annotation, cellular component: nucleoplasm; ribonucleoprotein complex. Gene Ontology annotation, biological process: regulation of RNA splicing. The transcript is spliced from 10 exons.